Messenger RNA from Pangasianodon hypophthalmus (striped catfish), 7383 nucleotides. It is a transcript of the gene nup188, whose product is annotated as nucleoporin 188. The record is from RefSeq and is a predicted model, not a curated record. The transcript is spliced from 43 exons. Gene Ontology annotation, biological process: RNA export from nucleus; protein import into nucleus. The coding region runs from base 122 to 5296 and encodes 1724 amino acids. Gene Ontology annotation, molecular function: structural constituent of nuclear pore. Gene Ontology annotation, cellular component: nuclear pore inner ring. Lineage: Eukaryota; Metazoa; Chordata; Actinopteri; Siluriformes; Pangasiidae.
AAACUUUAGUAUAUUCCAAACUGUAAUGGUCUAAAUUUCAUUUGUGCCGUGUUUUUACUUACGAAUUUCUGUAAUAACGCUUUGUCGAGUUAUGAAAAUGUCAUAACGUUUUCUCGGAGCUAUGCUUGGAAAAAGCAGUCGGGAGUUAUGGACCAUCUUGCUGGGGAGAUCUGCUCUGCGGGAACCGUCCCAGAUCCAGGUGGAGUUAGAGCGAUAUGGAGAGCGGUUGUUGCAGGGCCUGGCGUACUACAAACCGCCCAGCUCUUCAUCAGCAGACAAGUUAAAAGCAGAUAAAGAUGUUCCUCAAUCUCUUAAAGAAUUCGGACUCCGCAUCAGCAAACUUCUGGGUCUGGAUGAGCAGCAGAGUGUACAGAUUCUACAGUGCUACCUGCAGGAAGACUACAGAGGAACUCGAAACUCACUGAAGACCGUGCUGCAAGACGAGAGACAGAGCCAGGCCUUACUGCUCAAGAUCGCAGAUUACUACUACGAAGAGAGAGUUUGUCUCUUGCGCUGUGUCCUCCUCCUCCUCACCUACUUCCAGGAUGAGAGACAUCCAUAUAGGGAGGAGUAUGCUACCUGUGUGAACAAGCUGGAGAAAGAUCUCGUGUCAAACUACCAACAGCAGUAUGAGGCUCUUUUCAAUGCAGAAGCUCCUACAUGGGAAACCCAUGGAAACCUCAUGACGGAGAGACAGGUGUCUCGGUGGUUCUCUCAGUGCCUGAGGGAGCAGGCAUUGCUAUUGGAGGUCCUGUUCCUUUACUAUGCCUACUUCGAGAUGCCUCCUAGUGACCUUUUGACCUUUACUCGGCUCUUUAAGGAGCAAGGUUUCGGACAGCGCCAAACAAACAGACAUCUCGUGGACAAGAGCAUGGAUGCAUUAGUGGACCGAAUCGGAUAUUUCAGCUGUCUGAUCCUCGUUGAGGGAAUGGACAUCGACUUCCUGCAUAAAUGUGCUCUGGAAGACCGAACGGAACAGCACCAACUCUGCAGCACACACGACAUCAACAAGGAGAUGGAUCAGAUGUUGCUGACGUUCGGCGAUAUCUCUCACCACGGCCCGGUUCUGCUGGCCUGGGUCCUUCUGAGACACACUCUGCAACCAGUUGAAGCCGGACCAAUCAUCAAACGACUCGGCCACACUACGCUGCAGCUCGGGGUGUUUCAGUAUCUCACGGACAUGUUGCAGGCCCUCGGCAGCACGGGGAAUAACUGCACUGCAAGUACUGCACGUAUGUGCAUCUACGGUCUCCUCUCAUUUGUGGUCACUUCGUUUGAAGAGGACACACUGGGCAGUCAGCAGCACUUAAUCAAUGUUGCCUGUGAAGUUCUCGCUGCCCCAAGUCUAGCCGAGCUCUUCUGGGAGUCUAAACCAAAUGUGGGUUUGGAGAUGAUAUUGGAUUCAGCAGUGGGUGUUUUCCCUUAUAAGAUUGGACCGUUAUUGCAGAUACUCACAGCACUGCUGGCUGAUAAAUCUACUGCCAAGAGGGUGUACAUGUUUCUGGAUAAAAUGUCCUUCUACACGGAGGUGUACAAACACAAACCCAGUGACGUGCUGUCCAGAGAGGACGAGACGCUGUGGAGGAGACAGGCACCUAAACUUCUCUAUCCUCUGGGUGCAGGUCAGACCAACUUGCGGAUGCCGCAGGGGUGUUAUGGUCAAGUUUCCGCGAGCGAGCACGGCUACAUGGUGCGCUGGGAUUAUUCUUAUUCUUCAUGGACCCUCUUCACCUGCGAGAUUGAGAUGCUGCUGCACGUUGUCUCUACUGCUGAUGUGUUGGCGCACUGCGAGCGAGUGAAGCCGAUUUUGGACUUGGUGCAUAAGAUCAUCAGCACUGACUGGACAGUGUCUGACUGCUUGCUCCCCCUCACUUCACGCAUCUACAUGCUGCUACAGAGGCUGACUUCUGUAAUAAACCCACCGGUGGACGUCAUCGCUUCGUGUGUCAACUGCCUCAUUGUUCUCGCCGCACGGCAACCUGGGAAGGUUUGGUCCAGUCUGCAGCACACUGGCUUCCUGCCCUUCGCAUCCACCCCUCUAACCAACAUGGCACAGACCAUCAGUGCUGAAGGCAUGAAGGCAGGUAACUACGGUAAUCUGCUGGUGCUGAUCGAGCAGCCGCGAGGAGAGUACGCAGUAACCAUUGCUUUUUUGAGACUAGUGACCACGCUCGUCAAGGGUCAGGUGGGCAGUACUCAGAGCAGAGGACUCAUUCCCUGCGUGCUUCUGGUCCUGAAGGAGAUGCUGCCUACCUACCACAAGUGGCGCUAUAACACACACGGUGUCCGGGAGAAGAUUGGUUGUUUGAUUCUGGAGUUGGUCCAUGCGAUCCUUAAUCUUAGUCCUGAGGGGGAGUCACAGGGCAGCACUCCCAGCCUGCAGUCUCUAUGUAUCUACAGUCUGGCGAACACUGAAGCAGGCCAGGCCGUGGUGAACAUCAUGGGCGUGGGAGUGGACACCAUCAAUACAGUGCUAGCAGCACAGCCCAGCAGCAGUGGGAGUUGUGAAGGUCCUGGUCAGGUUUUGAUUCAGACAGUGAAGUUGGCCUUCUCUGUCACCAACAAUGUCAUCCGACUCAAACCACAUUCAGACACCGUUUCUCCUCUGGAGCAGGCACUCACACAGCAUGGUGGCCAUGGCAACAACCUGAUAGCAGUUUUGGCCAAGUACAUUUACCACAAACACGAUCCCGCUCUGCCGAGACUCGCUGUUCAGCUGCUAAAGAGACUCGCCUCGGUGGCACCCAUGUCAGUGUAUGCUUGUUUAGGCAGUGAUGCAGCAGCCAUCAGGGAUGCAUUCCUUCGGCACAUGCAGAGCAAAACGGUGGACCUGCGCGUCAAGGUCACCAUCUUGGAGUUUCUCACUGUUGCCGUGGAAACACAGCCAGGUCUCAUUGAGCUCUUCCUCAACCUCGAAACCAAGGAGGGCAGCGAAGGGACAAAGGAGUUCUCUCUGGGUGAGUGGAGCUGUCUGUCUGUGGUUCUGGAGCUGCUGGACACAGAUGUGCAGAGCCAGUCAUGGUGUCCCCCACUGCUGCAGCGCGCGGCGCUCGCCUUCCUACACGCGCUGUGGCAGGACCGCAGAGAGAGCGCGCUGUCUGUACUGCGCAGCAGGAAGAGGUUCUGGGACAAUCUGACAGCACCGCUUUUCGGGACGCUUCCACCACCAUCAGAGACCACAGAGCCGUGUAUUUUGGAGUCUUGUGCCUUUGUAAUGAAGAUCAUAGGCCUGGAGAUCUACUAUGUUGUCAGCGGUCAGCUGGAGGACUCUCUGAAAGCUGCACUGCAGCGCCUCAGCUCCCAGCGCCGCUAUGAAUUUUGGUCUCAGUACGUCAGGGAGCUGGUGUGUGUGGCCUGUGAGGAUGAGGAGGGAGGAGUGAGGUCACUGCCCGAGACUCAGAUGCUCAUCUCAGCAUGGAGGACCCUACUCAUUCUCUCCACUAGCCAUUCUGAUGUAAUGCACCUUAAGGAAGACUCCGUUAGGCUGAAGCUCUUCAUGGAUGUCCUAGAAGGAACCAAAGCAACAUUACUGAUGCCCCAGUCUGUAGCAUGUCUGCGUUUGGGCUCCAUGAUGGCUACCUUGCUGCUCAUCAUCCUCAAACAAUGGAAAAGUGUGUUGGUAUCAGCUCCAGCUCUCCUUCCUCCUCUCUCUCUGAUGUUAGAGAGCGUACUUCAGGCUGAUCAGCAUCUGAUGGAGAGAACCAAAGCCAAGCUUUUCUCAGCUCUCAUAUCAGCUCUGCACAUUCAGGGCCUUAAUGGAGGAGAGAUUACCCAGCUGCCUCAGCUGUUGCUGUGUGUAUGUGAGACUGUCCAGGAUGAGGCUAUGGCUUUGAUUGACAGCACACGUCACAUGAUCCAAAAAGGUGACACUCAGGAGGACAGCAUGGAGACAGAUGCACCACGCAGCGUCCAGAAAGACCAGCGAGACUCUGUGUGUGUGUUAGCUCUGCACCUGUCUAAAGAGCUGUGCAGGGCUGAUGAGGAUGGUGAGCAGUGGCUGCAGGUGAUGAGGAAGCUGCCCGUCCUGCCCUCGGUUCUCAGUGCCCUUGAGCUCAGCCUGCGCUCCAAAAACAACCUGUACUUCACUGAGGCAGCUCUCCACUUGCUGCUCACAUUAGCUAGAACUUCACAGGGGGCAGCAGCAGUAGCAGGUGCUGGAGUGAUUCAGAGCAUCUGUCUCCCUCUUCUCAGUGUGUAUGAAGGUCCGGCUAAUGGAGCCACACAGGCGUUCUCUCGUAAGCCUGUAGACGCCCCCUCCUGGCCCGGUGUGUAUCGGCUCUGUCUGUCUCUGAUGGAGAGUCUGCUCAAGACACUGCGCUACAACUUCAUCAACAAGGCCCUCGACUUUGUUGGGGUUCACCAAGAGCGCAUCCUCCAGUGUCUGAGUGCAGUGCGUACAGUACAGUCUCUAGCAUGUUUGGAUGAAGCCGAUCACACAGUGGGUUUCCUGCUGCAGCUGUCCAGCUUCUGUAAAGAGUGGCACUUCCAUCUGCCACAGCUGCUCAGAGAUGUGCAGGUGAAUCUCUGUUACCUGUGUCAGACAUGUACAUAUCUUUUACACAGCAAGAAAAUGUUACACCACUACCUCCAGGCAAAAAAUGGGGAGGCUCUACCGCAGAGGCCCCGCCCACAGCAAGCUCUACAGCCCGCAUCUAAAGAGCAGCCGUCAGUCGGAGAGCGAGAAGAGGUGGAGUCUAAAGCUCUGCAGGCGGUGCAGUGCAGCCUUCUGAAGAUUCUCAGCAAAACUCUGGCGACGUUACAGCACUUUACACCAGACUGCUGCCAAAUCCUGUUAGACCAGUCUAUGGACCUUGCGGAGUACAGGACUCUGUUUGUGCUGAGUUUUACGACACCAGCCUUUGAUUCGGAUGUCGCGCCGUCAUUUGGGACUCUGCUGGCCACCAUCAAUGUGGCGCUGAGCAUGCUGGGAGAGAUAGAGAAAAAGAAGGAGCCAGUGGUGUCAUCUGAGGAAACGCAAGCAAUGAAGUCCUUGUUGAUGUUUUCGAUGGAGAACUGUUUCUACGUGCUGAUCUCACAAGCCAUGCGAUGUUUAAAAGAUCCGACUGUUCUGCCCCGAGACAAACAGAGAGUUAAACAGGAGCUCAGCUCUGAACUGAGCACACUGUUGUCGACGUUGUACAGGUUUUUUCGGCGAGGAUCACCUUCGUCCCCCGCCAGCGGACUUCUGCCUUCCCCCCAGACCAAACCCACCACUCCUGGGUCAAAGGUCACGCAAGAGGGCCAGGAGCCAUUCAUACAGCUUGUCCAGGCUUUCGUACGGCAUGUCCAACGCUAGACACACACGCUGAGUCGUCUUCAUUUGAAUUGUAGACCAUUUCAUUCAGUCUUAAGAAAGACCCACAUCCUCACUGUGACAUUACUCAGUUCCUAUGUUGGUUUUAACAUUCUUAUUUUUUUCUUGCCAAAGCAUAGCUUUACCAAGUUGCUAUCUAUCUCUGAACCACCCAGAUUAGAUAGCAGCUACAUUUGUAAUCAUUAAAGAUGCUUAUGUAAAGCUUUGGUUGAAUUAUUUAAGGUGCUCCAGUCAGCUUCAUAACUAAAAUGAUCCAACAUUGCAUCCAGAGGCCUAGUUUUAUAGGCUAGUUUUAUAUGACUGAUCUGAUUCAGUUUAACAAAUUAUAGUCGCUAGCACUUUAAUUUGUUAAAUGUGUAUGGUUUCUUAUUAGUCAGCUUGUGGGCCCACUGCUGUAACCAAUCAAAAUGUGUGUGGAGUCAAAUUAAUGACAUCAAGCCUGAGACAGUUCUCUCAAAAAUGCAGUGUCUAGCAAUAAAUCAAUGCUAAUGGGGACCAUUUAACCAGCGUUUACUCAGAUUUAAAACCAGGUCACAUUAUGCAUAAUGAUUUAUUAUUUGUAAUACACGCAGUGUUCUGAGAUAGGAUCAACCAGAUCUCAGACCAGGAUAAAGUGGUUACUGAAGAUGAAUGAACGAAUGAAUGAAUGAAUGAAUAUUAGCAUUUUCGACUGACGUCUCCCAUUUUGACAGACGUCUUUUUGUUAUAAAUAUUUCACGUAUCUAGGAACCUCCGUCUAAUUAUGUGUACCUUUUAUUAUUUCAUGGCUGGUAUAUUUUACUAUAAGUUGUUUACAUAUGUUUAAAUAUACUUGUGUUCACGAUUCUUCAUGCCUUUUUUGUAUAUUCCAGUGCUGUCUCAUUGGAAUGUUUGAACAAAAAAUGCAUUUUUGUCAUCGUAGUACGUUUAUACAAUAAUAAAGAAUUUAUAGGAUGUUAUAUACUUAUUGUCAAAAAUAUGAAUCUGCAUGUGUGUCACUUUGAGGUCAUCUUUAAGACUUUUCCUCAGGUGGUAUUAUUUUUUUAUUAUUAUUUAUUAUUUUUUUUCUUAUUCAGGCCUUUCCAUUGAUCAUCAUCAUAAUCUGGGAAUUGCUAUGGACAACCAAGAGAGCUGACAUUGCAAACCCAGUGAAUUGAUUAGGAAUUUAAUUCUAAUUCCUAAUCUCAAUUCAAAGCAAACUUGGAUGAGAAAGUCAGCAAGCACAGUGGGGAUUUGAUUAAUAAAACUACUGACUACAUUGGAGUCACUAUCUGCACAGCUCUUAGGGGUUACACUAGAUCUUACUCUUCAUAUCAUAGUCCAUGUGGUGAUCUUAUGCAUUGUCUAUGCUUCAAUUGAGGACCAGUCUUUAGCUUGAUUAAACAAAAUCAUGCCUCCUGGCCAUGUGUUUCUUUGAGAAUCUCCAGUUCAAGGCCAGUGCUGUUGUCACACAGCUAAUAUACAGAUAUGAAAACUCCUGACGACGUAUUAGUUCACUUUCUGUUUAAAACUACACCAUACGGCUUUCUCAUGUGUAAGCUGCUUGAACACACAUUUCCUAAUAAUAAAUAAAGUAGGUCUUUUCUGUCUAAUUUUGGAGAUAUCCAGAUGUCAACGCCCCUGAGAUCCCCUGUAAUUCGAACACUGAUUAAAAAGGAAGUGGGUAACACAGCAUUUUAAGCUUUUUCAUAGUCAGAUAAUCAAAAUUCUGAACACUAGCUGAACCUUGUACACUAGUAGAACCUUAUUAAUCUGUUAAAUACUGUUUGGUUUUUUUUUUUUUGAAGUUCCAUCUAGCAGUUUCUUAUUCCAGAUAGUACUUGUUCGUGAUUGAGACUAGAGCUAGACAUAAGUUUUAGUGUAAAACUUCAUGUAUAUUCAGUGACAUGUAAAUAACACAUUUACAAAAUUAAUAAUGUUUUUUUUUUUUUUUUGCCAGAAAGUCAGGUUGAACUUUGUGAUUUGUCAAUUUUGUCAAUACACAUACAAGAACAAUACAGAUGACAUAAGGCUAUGUAAUCAGUAAGUGUAAUAAAUGUAGUGUAUAAGUGUAAAAAUAAGUGUAUAAAGAAUAUAUAACAUUUCCACGA